GCGAAGAUGGUGAAAAGGCCGGAUUCGCUGCGGGGGUGGCGUUGGACGCGUUCGAUCGACCGAAGGGGUACCCGGAAAUUCAAUGCCAGAGACGUGAGCCGGCGUCAGGUGCGGCGGCGAACGUGACUCGGAAUAGGAGGGUGUCCUGCGAACGAGAUCGCGGAACGCACGGCCUGAGACCAACGUGCAUCACGCAACCUCGGCCGAAAAGGCAAGUCUCGAGAAUGCGUGACGGGUGCAAGCGUGACGCUCUCGACCGCGCGAGUCACCGCCACUCCUGCCGGGCUGCUGAAAUUUAUAAUGCAGCACUUAUAAAGGCACUAUGCGUCCGCGCCCGGCACUCUUCGACCUGCACGACCGACAUGGAGAUUGAAGAAUACUGCCUCUGCUGUGGCAAAGCCGUCGACGGCCGCGCCUACUGCUCCGACGAGUGUGCCGACCUCGACGCCCGCUCCCCGUCCUCAUCCAGCAGCGCGUUCCCGUCACCGAAAUACUCCUCGUACAAGAUAGGUACCCUCCCUGACGUGCCCCCGCUCGUGCCCUCCGUCCUCGGCCGCAAGCUCCAGUCGCACGCCGGCCCGGACACCUAUCGCUACUCGACCUCGUCCUCCUCCUCGUCCACCGCCUGGUCCUCCCUUUCCGAGGAAGACGACGACGACGAGUCCGUGUUCCACAACAACCCAAGCGCAUCCGGCGACGAAUCCGACGCAUUCCACUUUGGCUCCGCCAAGUCGGGCUUCAGUGUCUCCUCGUCGUUCGCGAAGAGCCCGCUAACGUACGCUCGCCGUCCAUCGGCCACCAACCACCGCUCCGUUAUCUCUCGCCCGCGAGGCGCAUCCCCCGUUCGCGGCGUUUCGAGGAGCGCACCGUCCAACCGUUAUCCUUAUCCCGGUCAAGAGUCCUCCGCAGACGACGAUAUCGAGCCGACCCUGACGGUCGCGCCAGCACGUCGGCGUAUCCCGACGAAGAAGAUCCCUGGCUCGGGCUCGGACAUCCACAACCACUCGCCCUCGCCAAGCGUUGUCGGUUCCGCACCCAAGCGCAGCCGUAAGCGCGACAGCCUUCCAGCCGCGUUCUCCCUCCUGUCGAUCGGUUCUCCCACGGCCCCUAAGCCGCUUCAGACCCAACCGGGUACUGCCCAGUCCCACCAACAGCUCCAACACGGGAAGGGCAGCCCGUCCUCGAUAGGGACCGCGAGCACGACGGGGGGUGCCGCUCCGCCGUCAUCGACCCCACGGCUCACCGACUCGCUGGCGACGCUCCGAGGGCGCCCGCGCGAACCCCAGACCGAGGCUGAGCGCCUCCGCAGCUCGACCGAACGGCGAUCCCGCGAUCCCGCGCGCUCACCGCGGUCCCCCAGACUUCUCAGGCCGGCCUCCCCGGACGACGCAGCCGAGCGGCGCGGGAGGAGGCGUUCGCACGAGCUCGACCCGAAUGAGGUGGUGGGACCCGUCCCCGAGAACGCAGCGCCAGGGUUGGGCAAUGGCCGAAGUGGGCUAGUUGACCGGGGUAUCCUCGCAUGAGCUGUCUCUCGCACUACCUCUGUUCGCCCGACAUCCACUUCGUUCACAAGCCCGUUCCCCAUCGUGCGUUCAAGGGCGGGAGGGUCCGGAUCCGGCUCCUUCCACCUGCACGGUUUACGCCGAAAUUCUAUUCCACCCGGCGAACCAAAAAAAACAGCAAACCAAAAACCGGCACUCUUCCGGCGCGCCGCGCGGAUCUUCUUCUUGCUUGGGACAUUUGUUUGGAUAUCCACACAACUUUGUACUAAGUAACGCACAGAACGCAUCAUCACGCUCACGCAAUACACCCACACCCACACACCUCAUUCGCAUAGCACCAUUCAGCAUUGAUCACACACACCCCAUCCCCACCUCGUUCACACGUCCGCGCUGUAUCCC
This is a messenger RNA of Punctularia strigosozonata HHB-11173 SS5, 1901 nucleotides long. RefSeq lists its product as uncharacterized. The transcript is spliced from 2 exons. NCBI's taxonomy places the organism in Eukaryota, Fungi, Basidiomycota, Agaricomycetes, Corticiales, Punctulariaceae. Bases 363 to 1523 code for a protein of 386 amino acids. The record is from RefSeq and is a predicted model, not a curated record.